Epinephelus fuscoguttatus (brown-marbled grouper) is the source of this 1399-nucleotide messenger RNA. It is a transcript of the gene akr7a3, whose product is annotated as aldo-keto reductase family 7, member A3 (aflatoxin aldehyde reductase). The transcript has 7 exons. NCBI's taxonomy places the organism in Eukaryota, Metazoa, Chordata, Actinopteri, Perciformes, Serranidae. The coding region runs from base 212 to 1291 and encodes 359 amino acids. The record is from RefSeq and is a predicted model, not a curated record. Gene Ontology annotation, molecular function: oxidoreductase activity.
AACAAAUAGUAACCUGCAUGUCUAGAAACACAGGAAAUAGUCACAGAAAGCGAACUUUGCACUGGCUCAACUACAGAAGAGGAGUCCACAUAGCUCUUCAGAAAAGUACAAUUAUCCGUUUUAAACCUGUUAAGUAAUUUUACGACGCUCCCUAAUCACCACUUCCAACGACCUCUGCCCUUACUGGUGUUGCUAGCUGCUGUACUGUAGCAUGCAGUGGGUACUAAUAACAGGACGGCUGUGCACACUGACGCAGAGUCACGUUAUUACAGGCAGGCUUACACAUUUGCCGAGGUUUGUAGCUCGUCGAAACAUGUCGUCCUCUCAAGCUAAGCGGCCGGUGUCGGUACUGGGAAGUAUGGCGUUCGGUGGGCGAGCCGACGCCGAGCAGAGCCUGGAGAUGGUGAAGGCUUUCCUGGACAGGGGACACAACCAGGUGGACACAGCCUUCAUGUACGUGGAUGGGAAGUCAGAGGCGGUCAUAGGGGGCAUGAAUCUCCCUAAAACAGUAAGCAUAGCGACCAAAGCUAACCCCUGGGAUGGGAAGACGCUGAAACCAGAGAGUGUGCGCUCUCAGCUGGAAACCUCCCUUCAGAGGCUGCAGACAGAUUGUGUGGACCUCUUCUACCUCCAUGCCCCUGACCACCAAAACCCCAUCCAGGAUACCCUGAAGGCCUGCAACGAACUCCACAAAGAGGGAAAAUUCAAGGAGUUUGGCCUGUCUAACUAUGCAUCAUGGGAAGUGGCUGAAAUUGCCACCAUCUGCAGACACAACAACUGGAUUGUUCCCACUGUGUAUCAGGGAAUGUACAAUGCCACUACAAGACAGGUUGAGACCGAGCUGCUGCCGUGUCUGAGGUACUUCGGGAUGAGAUUCUACGCAUACAAUCCUCUAGCAGGUGGCCUUCUGACAGGAAAGUACCAUUACCAGGACAAAGAUGGUUCCCAGCCUGCAGGACGAUUCUUUGGUAACAGCUGGGCUGCAGCAUACAGGGACAGGUACUGGAAGCAGAGUCAUUUCAAUGGGAUAGAGCUUGUCAUUAAGGCCAUAGAGACCGCUUACGGCUCAGAGAAACCCACCUUAACGUCUGCUGCUAUGCGCUGGAUGUACCAUCACUCCCGCCUUAAGGGUGAUCUUGGUGACGGCGUCAUCAUUGGCAUGUCGAGCAUGGAGCAACUUCGUGAGAACCUGGCUGCUGCAGAGGAGGGGCCUCUGGAUGAGAGAGUGGUCGCCGCUUUCAACGAGGCCUGGAAUCUGGUAGCCCACGAGUGUCCCAACUACUUCCGCUGAAGAGCCAAAAUCUCAGUCCAAUCAAACUUCAUGCAAGUUUACACUAAAAAGAGAUGCGCUAAAGCCCAUUUCCCUUAUUUGCAUCCUUUUACCUUUUUCCUAAAAUCA